AUGGCUGAAGUAUUUAACUUCAUGAUUGAUCCAGAUGAAGACAUUUCUCUGCAUGAAGCAGUCUUGAAAAGUGACUUCGAGAAAAUGGUUUUUCUGUUAAAUGAAAAGCCUUCAAGACUAAAUGAAACUAUGGGGGCAGUUGGUGUAACACCUCUUCGUUGUGCAGCAGCAGUGGGAAGUGCUGUAUGUGUUCAAGAGCUGCUGAGGCGAGGAGCAGAAGUAGAUGUUGUUGACAUUAAGGCACAAACACCCCUGUUUGUAGCAGUGUACAAUAGUCAUACAGAAGUGUGCAGACUGCUGUUAGAAGCUGGAGCUGACCCAGAUGGUAGCAGAGAGAAUCUCUCGUCCCCUCUCCAGAUUGCUUGUCAAAAUGGCUUCAGUGCUGGACUAAAGUUGCUGCUAGAAUACGGCGCAGCAUUAGAAGGGUACCCUGUACAUCCCUUACACAUUGCGGCGUCCCAUGACCACCUCGCGUGCUUCUUUCUGCUCCUCUUGUAUGGAAGUAGGACUGAUCUGGAGACUUACUCAUUUCGACACCGUUCUUUAGCCCACUCUAUCGUUGGGAGAAGGCUUCCUCCUAUAUACAUUUAUUUAUGGUUACUUUUUGGAGGGAAAGUCGACGACAGCAGUAGAAGUUUAAUGCAAGAAGUUGAAGACUAUAGAGCAUUGGUGGAAUUCAUAGGCCGACCACUUUCGUUGAAGAAUCAGUGCCGCAUAGCGAUCAGGAAGAGAAUGAAGUGCUGUAAUAUGCAGCACGUGUCUGCUCUUGGGAUACCUGAAGUACUGGCCGACUUUCUGCUAUAUAAAGAUAUUCCAAACGUUGCUGGUAUUCAUGACCACAUUUGUUGGCUAUAAGAACGUAUCGAUUUGAUUUUUUGUUGUUAUCAUGCGCUUAUGUAUAAGCUAUGUGCCUUGUUGAGAGAACAUGUUUCCUGUUUGUGAAAGCUCGUUUUCUUUAAUUUUGUAAAAAAGAGAACACAGUUUAUUUAAUACGACGGAUGCUUGAUGUUUGUAAUACAAAGUAGUCCACAUAUUAUAUAACUGGGAAGACAAGGACAUAAUAAAAAUGUCAGUUUAUAAUACUACUUCUUUGGAUAACUUUUUGU
Molecule: messenger RNA, 1106 nt
Organism: Schistocerca serialis cubense
Lineage: Eukaryota; Metazoa; Arthropoda; Insecta; Orthoptera; Acrididae
Product: ankyrin repeat and SOCS box protein 1-like
Exons: 5
Coding region: 1-855 (284 amino acids)
Biological process (GO): protein ubiquitination; intracellular signal transduction
Cellular component (GO): ubiquitin ligase complex
Molecular function (GO): protein binding
Source: RefSeq, a predicted model, not a curated record